AUGAGGUUUACCACCUCCUUCUCCUUGGUGGCUACCUUUACGCUCGCCGCUGCAGAGCGGCAUGUCCCAAACCACGUCAGGCUUCGCUCCUAUUCCCCGCCUCCGCCAUACUAUCCGUCUCCUCACCCCAUCACGAGCACUAGUGGUGAUGGCGUGUCUUACACUCAUUCUCGUGGCACUGGAGUCUCGUUUUCAACUGGUGUGUCAUUGUCAACCGGCAUCCCAUCGAGCGCUACUAUUCCGACCUCCUCGGAUCUGAAUUCGACAACUCGGGUUCUAUCUACAGUUGUCGACACCAGUGUCGUUACCAUCACUUUGACAAAGAGUACAGUAGAAUCCACGAGCAUACUCGUCACUCCAAGUGUCACUGCUCGCAGUUCAACGAGAGCGACCACGGAUACGUUUACCGAUGCUACGCAGUCCAGCUGGGAUCCCAACCCACCGUCAUCCACUCGCGUUCCACUAUCCACGGGUGCUUCUUCUUCCGGAACCGGAUACUCCUCUCAUUCUCUCCCAGACAGUUCAGCACCUUAUGGCAAUAGCACAAGCUUCUCUCCAACCACCCGAAGCACAGGGACUGCGCCAGGAUUAUCCACUUACACUUCUACUCUCACGCAUAUUGAUAAUGCCACGACCUCGAGCUACACGCCAAGCCCGCCAGCCUCAACGGAUGAACCCAAGUUCAACACGACUCUUGUUGUUAUCUCCACGUCGGUUCUCACGAUUACGCCUCUCCCCCCGUUCCCGACGAACAGUUCUUCGAUCGUACAGACAAUCACCGAACCUACUGCUAUUUCAAGUAGCCCUAAUGCCACGUCAAAGGCGCCCAAAACGUCCUCUGGUUACAACAGUCCACCACCUGUGUCUACAAGAUACGCUAAUUCGACAACAUACCCCUCUACCCCCACGCCAUCGACUACGUCCUACACGUACUUGUCUUCUUUGAGCUCGACUGUAGGAUUGCCUUCGAUCAGCGUUAGUUCGUUCUCCUUGUUCACUACGGUUUCUUCUUCCUCGAAUACUCGGUCGUCCAGCGUAAAGUCACCUAGCAGCAGCGCCUCUACUACCAAGUCUACUACGAGAAGCUCCACCACUAUAUCAACUUCCAGCACUAGGUCUUCAAGCACCCGCUCUGCCAGCUCGAGCUCGUCUAGCACCGCUCGCUCUUCCAGCACCCGUUUGUCUAGUACCCGAUCAUCGUCCAGCCUGUUCACCUACUCUCAAACACCAUCAUCUUCAUCUCUCCUUGCCUCAUCGACCUCAAUCACCUUCGCCAGUACCACCACUAGAGACAUCGGCCAGACAAGCACCGACGCCACCGCCUCCUCCUGGCCUGUUCCAUCCGAUAGCUGGUCCUCAUCUCUAUCUACCUCAGGCUCCUAUGAAGGUCCCAAAUCGUCAAGGGACAUCCCCAACACUUCAACAGACGCUACCAGCUUCAGCUUCGAUCCUAAUACAAGUGAACCGGCAACGAGCUACAGCCAUAGUCAGACUACGUUCGAAACAAGCGUGAGUAAGACGAGCAGCAGUGAGGGACCAUGGAAGAGCGAGACGGGUGGAUAUGGACCGCCGCCAGCUCCUACGUUUGAUUCGGCCACCGAGAAGGAGAAGUUGGUCAAGAGGAACAUGAUGGGCAUGUGGUUCAUGUGA
This is a messenger RNA of Cucurbitaria berberidis CBS 394.84, 1650 nucleotides long. RefSeq lists its product as uncharacterized. Lineage: Eukaryota; Fungi; Ascomycota; Dothideomycetes; Pleosporales; Cucurbitariaceae. The record is from RefSeq and is a predicted model, not a curated record. The transcript has 4 exons. The coding region runs from base 1 to 1650 and encodes 549 amino acids.